GCAUGUUUUAUUUUGUCCUCAUAGGUUAUAUUUUGUUAUAGUUUAGUUUUCUGUUAGCCUUUUCAUGUAAAAUAGGUAAAACAAAUGUAUAAACAGUCGUUCAGUUAACUUUGCAAUGGAUUUCGCGCGCAGACAACUAGAAAAAUACGGCUGGGCCGAUGGUAAAGGACUUGGUAAGCACGAAAAUGGUAUAUCAGAGGCAUUGAAACCUAAACUGAAGCGCAGUGUAGCCGGCGUUGGUCAUGAUGCUGCUGCAGAAUUCAAUGAACACUGGUGGACUACGCUCUAUGAUAAGGCUGCUGCAAAUGUUGAGGUCAAAGAAAAAGACGGUGUAACAAAGAAAAUAAAAACAAAAGACGAACAGGAAUUCGUAAUCACAAACAGUACUUGGAAACUUAACAAGAAGCAAAAAGAUACAGACAACGAGGAACAGUACUCAGACUACUUUGUCAGAACUGCGGUUCUGACUAACGGUGCUAGUAACGUGGAGCGAGUUAGGGAGUCUGACUCGGAAGAUGAUGAGAAGAAAGAUGUGUUUAAGAUGACCGAUGAAGAGUUAUUUGCUAAAUGUGAAGGACGGACUGCUCAUAAAGGAGCUCGCCACGGUUUAAAGGCUACAGGAAAACUAACGAGGAUAGCCCAACAAGAAGCAUUGUUGCUCUCUCAAUCAAAAUACAGCGGAUAUUCACACGCCAAGAAAUUAAAGGAACAAGUCGAAGAUAUCAACUUAAACAGCGAUUCAGAUACCAAUGAACGUAAAAAGAAGAAAAAGAAACGAAAACGCUGUAACAGUAACGAAAAACCUGAAUUACAUAUGACCUUGGCUGAAUCUGAAGAAAUACCUUUGCCUGAUAACAAUGUGACAGAUGAUGACAAUGUUGCCAGUGUACUAAAAGAAGAGAAUGUUAGUAGAAAAUCUAAGAAAUCGAAGAAGAAAAAAAUCCGUGAAAUUGAAGUUAUACCAGAAGAAGAUGAGGAUGUUUGUAAACCUAAGAAAAAGAAAAAAGGAACUGAAAAUACUGAAGUACCUGAAAUUAUGGAAACAAAUACUGUGGAUGACAUGACUAUUGCUGAAGAAGAGAAUUUAAUGAAAAAAAGCAAAAAGAAAAAAAAGAAAGCUGUUGAAUCAUAGUCUUUCUUUUAUUUUUAAGUA
This is a messenger RNA of Helicoverpa armigera (cotton bollworm), 1153 nucleotides long. RefSeq names its product G patch domain-containing protein 4. The transcript has 4 exons. Gene Ontology annotation, molecular function: nucleic acid binding. The coding region runs from base 116 to 1132 and encodes 338 amino acids. Gene Ontology annotation, cellular component: nucleolus. NCBI's taxonomy places the organism in Eukaryota, Metazoa, Arthropoda, Insecta, Lepidoptera, Noctuidae. The record is from RefSeq and is a predicted model, not a curated record.